AUGCAGGUCAUCGAUGGCCGCGCUCUUCGACAUGCCUUUGAGAGCUUGGACGACGACGGCUCGGAGCAGGUGACACCCCAGGAGCUCUACGACGAGCUUGUGGAGUUGGACAGCAGCAUCACCAUCGAAGAUGUCGUGAAGCAUGUGGAGGCGGCUGAGCUGGAACUGGAGGACUCCGACGAAGAAGACGAUACGAAGGACCAUGCCAUUGACUACACGGAGUUCAUGCAGCUCUUUCCCGUGCGUGUGGAAAGGGUGCGCCAGCUCAAGGAGCGCUUGCGGAACUCCGAGAAGCGCUCCAAGGAGCUCUGCAAGCCUCUUGAAGACGUGACCCCGUCGGUCGAGAGAUGGCUGAGGUCCAUGGAAACUGCGACGUUGACCAUCCAGGAUCUCGCCUCCAAGAUUGUGGAUCCGCGGCACGCCGACACCAUGAUGGAGGCGGCGAGAAACCUGAAGAAGCAGAUGGCCAAGGUGGAUGAAGGCUUGAAGACCGUCCCGGGACCGCUGGACCCGCAGGAGCUGAUGAUAAAGUUCCGCACCAGCAGCCGAAAGAGCGCGAAGGACCCCAGCUACAACAGCUUCGUGCAGGACAUGGCGCUGCUGGAAAGCUGGCAUCUUCUCUUGGCCUUCGAGAACAAGAACAUGAAGAUGGCCAUGUCUGCCGGCGGGGGUUCGGGGAACGAUGCCAUCGACAAGUGGAAGCUCCACGAAGCCGCAGAAGCUGCCGCGAACAAGAUCCACAAGACCAUCAGCAAGGUGAGACUCCAGCUCUUGGAGUACACGUCCUUCGCCGAAGUCAUGUCUUCCUUGGAGGGGAGUUUGGUGGACGACCCGAAAAACCAGGACAGGCUCAAGCUGUCAGGCCGGGGACUCCCCCCCCGCAUGGGAGAAGAAGAGGAGGAGGACGGGGGAGAGCUCGUCGAGGGGGACGAAGAUGCAGGUAUGUGCUCGUGCAUUACCCGUUGCUGCGCAUGA
Messenger RNA from Symbiodinium natans, 975 nucleotides. NCBI's taxonomy places the organism in Eukaryota, Dinophyceae, Suessiales, Symbiodiniaceae. The record is from the annotation of a GenBank genome assembly.